CAAUUCUACGAAAAAUUCACAUUUCUACCACCAGUUUUCUCUUUUAAAGUAUUUUUCCAUGCUGUUCCUUUGGGGCCACUUUCCGCCAGACUCUGGAGAUGUGAUCUUAUUCUUAUUGAUGGAGUUAGUAAGCUGAAUAUACUCAUGAGCAUGUGAUGAUAUCAUAAGAAUCCCCCAGAGGUGUGAAUAAUGUUAAAACAUGUACUUUAUUUCAGUUUUUAAAAACAUAGCGUCCUUUCAGGGCCUCUACAGACUCAGGGAUCGUCUUACAAUCAGACCCCGUCACGUGAUCAUCAUGACACUCUGGAGUCUCUGUAUAAAUAAGUUCGUCCAUUUAGAAGUUCUGCCAAACUCCAGAAGAGCUGCGAGAAGACACAAGUGGCACACAUUCACAUGAGACAUAGCUCUUCAGUUUGCGCAUUCUAGAUCUCCUACAGAGGCUGCACUAAAAAAGAAUGGAGCACCUGGAAAACUCCACAGCAUCACUCAAACGCCUCUUCCUGCACACUCAGAGCACCGCGGACUCCCAGGCAGACAAAAGCGACGGCAACGCGUACCUGUACAUAUUAAUAGUCAUGUCUUUCUACGGAGUCUUCCUCUGCGGUAUAAUGUUGGGCUACUUUCGCUCCAAGAGGAGGGAGAAGAGGAGGAUCAACAUCUUCACGCGCCUCGUGCACGAGGAGGAGCAGCGGGAGUGGGGCGCGCUACCCAGAAAGCACAGCCUCACCUUCCCCGCAGCUGUCUCGGCGGUGCCCUCGGUGCAGGUGUCCCUGCCUUUCUGCAGUAACCACGGCAACUACUUUGGACACCUUCACUACGAGGGCGCGCUGACUUCCCCGCUGGCGUGCGUGUUGUGCACGGAGCAGAGCAGCAUCAGCUCCCUGUGCUCCUCCGCGGACACGCGCUUCACCAUAGAGGAGGAGUCGGACAGCGGCACGGCGGAGGAGAACAUGAAGGGAGCAUCCGAGAACAGCGGAGACGAUUCAGGCUGAACUUUGCCCCGAAAAACUGAGAGUUAACGAUCCACUGCAAAAAGAGGAGAAACAUCACCUGAAGAGACCUGGAGGUCCUCAGGAGUCUUCAAAUUAAAGAGGCCCUAAGAGUCCAACCAUCAGAUGUUAAAUCCCCGAUUUGUAAUAAAAACUCAAACCAGCGUGAUUCAUGACAUGAAAUCAAUGAAGGGGCUGGAAACGGCUUAAUGAGACUGAGUGUGACAUGUUUAGAUCUUAGUUGCACCGCUUAGAGGGGACAUUUGCACAGAGCUGACCUACUGUUUGCCUGAUGUGUUUUGAAUAACUGCUGCUCCAUAUUUAUGACAGUAAGACACAUUGUGACUCUGCCACACCUGACCUACCCAGUGGCAGCAUGAAAGGACACAUACAUCACAUUAAGCCACAUGUGGCCUCAUAAGAUUUUCCAUUUUUGUUUUGAUAUUUAUACCUAUCUUCAUUUCCAAUGACAAGAUAAAGAUGCAAUAGUCAUUUCACAUGUUAUGUGUUGGGAUAGCUUACAGGUAGUGACUGUAGUUGUGUUGAUAUUAAUCUCAGCUUUGCCUAGUAGAAGUAAACCAGAUCAUUUACCAUUAUGCUUUAUAAUUUUACUGUAUAUUUGCUUCCCUGUGUGGCCACCCCUCCCUGCUGGAGCUCCUGCUGACGCCACCGCACUGGUUUGGGCUGAUGACUCACCCUGCAGGGGACUGAGUGGAAGACUGGCUUUUUGGGCUGUUUGGUCUCAAACUGAACUUGACUUGCUUGGUCAGGAGUAUUGAAAUGUACCUGGAACCCACUUGAAAAAUUGUCUAAACUAAACUGUAAUUUGUUGUAGCUUCAUGGUGGACACACGCUGUUCAUACACAACAGAUGAGUUAGGUUUACUUGAUGGAAGCGAUGCACUGUACAUACGGUUUUUAUUUGUCACUCUGUAUGCCUUAAUUUAAGAUGGAACCCUUUGUAGACUUGGAGAAAAUAAUAAAUGCUUUUGAACUGAAA
This is a messenger RNA of Acanthochromis polyacanthus (spiny chromis), 1988 nucleotides long. RefSeq names its product potassium voltage-gated channel, Isk-related family, member 4 (gene kcne4). Gene Ontology annotation, molecular function: potassium channel regulator activity; voltage-gated potassium channel activity involved in ventricular cardiac muscle cell action potential repolarization; transmembrane transporter binding. Gene Ontology annotation, biological process: negative regulation of delayed rectifier potassium channel activity; regulation of heart rate by cardiac conduction; regulation of ventricular cardiac muscle cell membrane repolarization. Gene Ontology annotation, cellular component: membrane. Lineage: Eukaryota; Metazoa; Chordata; Actinopteri; Pomacentridae. The record is from RefSeq and is a predicted model, not a curated record. The transcript has 2 exons. Bases 456 to 992 code for a protein of 178 amino acids.